Plectropomus leopardus (leopard coralgrouper) is the source of this 1050-nucleotide messenger RNA. Lineage: Eukaryota; Metazoa; Chordata; Actinopteri; Perciformes; Serranidae. The record is from RefSeq and is a predicted model, not a curated record.
AAGAGACUGAUAAAUUGAGUCAUUCAGUGACUUAUUUACAGAAAUGUGCUUUAAAGCGUAAAGGAAGCUCUGCAUUUCAUUUAAGAUGAGAUCAAGUCAUUGGGUGAUUGUUGACCACCAGAGGGUGGCAAAGGUGUUGCAGACUGUUUCCGGAUGACAAGAUCUGAUAGGGAGACUAAGGAAAAAGUUGAGACAAAAUCUGUUUCUGCUUCUUUUUGGAGUUUGAAGUUUGGAGACAGUUUAUUUGUCUGCAGAAGUGACACUGAAUGGUGUGGUAAAUGUGGAGGACAUGACUGUGACAGAGACUGUGUGACUGAACCAGAGUGUGUCCUUUGUAAAGGCCAUCAUGCGGCAUGGGAGGCUACCUGUCCGCAGAGAGUGAGAGCAGCCACGCUGUGUGCGUCCUGUGAGGUGAAAAUGAAUAAGGACACUGGAGUGCAGAGCAUCCUACAAGCGCUCGCAAGCCACGAUGAAGAAGAGGAUGAGGAACGGAAGGUGACAGAAAACGAGGAGUCCAGAGCCUGCGGUGUGUAUGGAGAUCUGGCCAAAGGUUACCACUUAAAUGCCGUGACGUGUGAAGGCUGCAAGGGCUUCUCAGUGGUCAUGUCUGAGGAGGAGGUAUUGGUGAGGAGGAUCAGAUUCCAGACGAGGAAGGUGCUUUACACACCAGUACAACUUUCAUUCCAACAAGAGGAAACCAUUCAAGAGCUGCUCUGCGGCCACCGCAACUCCUUUGACUCAGCGUUUUAUCGCUUUAGUGGUUAUAGGGUGUUUGAAUGACUGCCAGGAGGUUUGAGGCGUUGUCUUCAUCAUUGUUUUGACAUGUCUGUACGACGCUUGAGAAACGUUCUUUUGCGAGUGAGUAAAACCAGUGUGAAAACUCCCUCUGCUCCAUCUCCACCUCCCUCUCGCCCUCCUCAUCCACUCUCUCUGGUGAAAAACAAGAGAACCAAGAGGUCAGAAACGGCAGUGUUUUCACUGCUCUUUCACACAUGGCUGACCUCACCAAUGUGUGCCUCAGAGUAUAUAUAUAUUUUUUCUUUUUCUUUU